Messenger RNA from Trametes versicolor FP-101664 SS1, 2048 nucleotides. RefSeq lists its product as uncharacterized. Bases 802 to 1719 code for a protein of 305 amino acids. The transcript has 9 exons. The record is from RefSeq and is a predicted model, not a curated record. NCBI's taxonomy places the organism in Eukaryota, Fungi, Basidiomycota, Agaricomycetes, Polyporales, Polyporaceae.
GGACGACAACAUACAAGGUGUGGUUCUGUCCAAGUUCUGUCAAGAAAGCCGCCAAGCGACCCGGUCGUACGCUCGCGGCCAAGGCGAUGCAGCUUCGCGCGGCCUACGCCGACAGUUUGGCAGUUCGAGCCGUCCUUGUUCGGCCAUUCAAGACCACAUUUCCGAUGCCCGUUCUUUGUCACGGCGUUGACAGCAUCCGAGGUUCGCUAUGAUGGCCGACCGUAGCAAAGACAGAGUCGUACCAUCGAGUGGCGGAGGUCGCGGCUAGAGUUGGGAGAAGUCCAAGGGGAUCGCUGGAAAGGUGAGUUCUGGAUGCUCGAGGAAGCUUCGCGCUCGAGCGACUACGGAUUACGUAGCGACAAUCGACGGGCAUGCCAAUCACGGAGGCGUUGCCGAACUAUCUUUGAACUCUGACCAGUGCACGACGGGAUGAACAGCGCGCGGCAUGGCAUGGGCAGACCGCGCGAGCUCGCCACGCGACGGCGGGUGCACACCGGCGUCGACGUCGGGCCCAGUGCUGGCAGCCCCCCGCAAGAGACACAUGCCGAAGAGCUCAGAAGCGAUUCGCUGCAACAAGGGCCGAUGGGGAGAUGAUGCAGAGGGCGAGUUCCAUCGAGGUGCACCGGCGCCGGCGAGGACAUCUGCACUGUUCUAAUUAUUGUCCCGCUUAUAUAAGAGGCGGGAGGAGGAGCAACCGCCCGAUUCGGAAACGUCCAAUUUCUGGCUUGCCCUUGACCAUCGCGCUGCUGCCUUCCCUCGAUACGCUCAUUAUCCCGCCCCACGCCGUGCUUGCAAGCCAACAUGGCCUCCACGACGCUAUUCCUCUUCCUCCUAUGCGCCCCCGCACUCUCUUUCGCGCGCGACUCACGCGAGCAGGCCCGGUCUCCCAGCCCUCUCUGGCGGAGAGCGAGCUCCGUGCCUCCAGCGGGCUUCUAUGAUCCCACACAGACGGGGGGCAAGAUGCUGACGAUUGCUCCCAAUACGGGCGGUCUCGGAGAGCCGCUCAACGUCAUUCUGUCGGCCAAUUCGGAUUCUGAGGUUCUGGUGGACUCGGAGGACAACGGCGGCCUAAGAAACUACUUCCUGUCUGUCGGCUUCGGCGCGGAAUGUCUCGGACAACACGCCGGAGACGCGCAAACAGCCAACUUGGGGGAUGGCAAGGGUCAAGUGAACGAAACGUCCGAGUUGAGAUGGGACUAUGGUGACCCAGAGCUGGGGACGUGCCAAGAGACUAUCAAGGGUGGCAACCAUUUCCGCUACUGGGUACAAGACGGGAGCCAAGCAGACAGUGGUGCAUAUUUCUUGGCUACGUCUUACGAGCUACCCAUUCAAAUGGGCCACGACAUUAUAUUCGACGGAUAUAACCUUGGCCGGGAUUGGCUCGUGGGAAACGCGACAGCACAGUCGUCCCUGAUACCUACGGGGAAUGUUACCAACGGAACGACGUAUUCUGGACAGACGUCGUUCGGCGGUUAUACCUACAAGACCGACGCGUUGUAUCUCUCUGGGAUUGCCUCCAACUCUACCGAUGGGGUGAACCACGAGGGAUCCGUCGGUAACGCGAAUACGCUCGCCGUUGACGGCCUUGUGGCCGUCUUGACGGUUAGCAUCGUCUCGAAACCCGCGAGCACAUCUGGCGCUUUGUCAUUGCUACCCGCGCCAUCAUGGCCUCUCGCCGCAGCGAUGUUCGCCGCGCUUGCGAUAUCAUUAUCAGCUUAGACCCAUCUCAGUUCUACGUUUACCCCCUUGCCUCACUGUCGACCAGCCCGGCACCCCUUGUACAAAAGCUCACCAUAGACUCUCCCCCUCGGACAGGCUUCCACUCGCUCUUCUCUUCUGCCCUAUCCCUGGAUUGUUCCCCCGCCGCCCUGCGGCACAUUUACCUACCUUCAUGCUAUACCCGCCACCGGACACUUGACCGACGGGUUCCGCCUUGCGGCCGCUGUCGAAACCAUCGCUACUCGUGCUUGUUACUUACUCACGACCUCUUACGACAUGACUGGCUGGUGUAUCAUCUGCGCGGUCUUGCGCCCCCUUCUCUUUCUUCC